Messenger RNA from Dufourea novaeangliae, 6877 nucleotides. RefSeq names its product calcium-transporting ATPase sarcoplasmic/endoplasmic reticulum type (gene SERCA). The record is from RefSeq and is a predicted model, not a curated record. Gene Ontology annotation, cellular component: membrane. The transcript is spliced from 14 exons. Bases 137 to 3145 code for a protein of 1002 amino acids. Gene Ontology annotation, biological process: calcium ion transmembrane transport; intracellular calcium ion homeostasis. Gene Ontology annotation, molecular function: ATP binding; ATP hydrolysis activity; P-type calcium transporter activity. NCBI's taxonomy places the organism in Eukaryota, Metazoa, Arthropoda, Insecta, Hymenoptera, Halictidae.
GCCAGUUUUUUCCUAAACCGAAACAAUCGAUAAAAACGGGCCGCCGGUGAAUACGAAGCAUUGAAACCACAGUGUGAAUGAACGUGGACAACCAUUGAACAGAUACGAUUAGUGACAUACUAAUAGAAGAGCAAUCAUGGAGGACGGCCAUAGCAAAACCGUGGAGGAGGUGGUAAAUUAUUUCGACGUUGACCCUGAGAAAGGAUUGUCUGUCGAGCAGGUGAAGAAAAACCAGGAGAAAUAUGGUCUCAACGAGUUGCCAGCCGAGGAGGGAAAAUCCAUAUGGCAACUUGUCCUGGAACAAUUCGACGACCUUCUAGUUAAGAUUCUUCUAUUAGCCGCUAUUAUUUCUUUUGUAUUAGCUUUAUUUGAAGAGCACGAAGAUGCGUUCACGGCCUUCGUCGAGCCCUUCGUCAUUUUGCUCAUUCUUAUCGCAAACGCCGUAGUCGGCGUGUGGCAGGAACGUAACGCUGAAUCUGCGAUCGAAGCGUUGAAGGAGUAUGAGCCCGAGAUGGGCAAAGUUCUACGAAUGGACAAGGCCGGUGUCCAAAGAAUUCGAGCCAAGGAGAUCGUGCCCGGAGACGUGGUCGAAGUGUCUGUCGGUGACAAAAUCCCGGCCGAUAUUCGUCUCACCAAGAUCUACUCCACCACCCUCAGGAUCGAUCAGUCUAUCCUGACUGGUGAAUCGGUCUCGGUUAUCAAGCAUACCGACCCGAUUCCCGAUCCACGUGCUGUCAAUCAGGACAAGAAGAAUAUUCUGUUCUCUGGUACCAAUGUCGCCGCCGGCAAAGCCCGCGGUGUUGUUAUUGGAACUGGCUUGAACACCGCCAUUGGUAAGAUCCGUACCGAGAUGUCCGAGACCGAGGAGAUCAAGACCCCGCUACAACAGAAACUGGAUGAGUUCGGCGAGCAAUUGUCGAAAGUCAUUUCCGUUAUUUGCGUUGCUGUCUGGGCCAUCAACAUUGGACACUUCAACGACCCAGCUCACGGUGGAUCAUGGAUCAAGGGAGCUAUCUACUACUUCAAGAUUGCUGUUGCUCUUGCCGUGGCCGCUAUCCCCGAAGGUCUGCCAGCUGUAAUCACGACCUGUUUGGCUUUGGGAACCCGUCGUAUGGCCAAGAAGAACGCCAUUGUCCGAUCGUUGCCGUCCGUUGAAACUCUUGGUUGCACGUCCGUCAUCUGUUCAGACAAGACUGGUACAUUGACCACUAACCAGAUGUCCGUUAGCCGCAUGUUCAUCUUCGACAAAAUCGAGGGUAACGACAGUUCCUUCCAUGAAUUUGAGAUCACCGGAUCGACCUACGAGCCUAUCGGCGAGGUUUUCCUGAGGGGCAAGAAGAUCAAGGGAGAGGACUACGAAACUCUCCACGAAAUUAGUACGAUUUGCGUCAUGUGCAACGAUUCUGCCAUUGAUUUCAACGAGUUCAAGCAAGCUUUCGAAAAGGUCGGCGAGGCGACCGAGACUGCCCUUAUUGUUCUCGCUGAGAAGGUCAAUCCGUUCGGCGUAUCGAAAAGUGGACUGGACAGACGUAACACGGCCAUCGUUGUUCGACAAGAUAUGGAGACCAAAUGGAAGAAAGAAUUCACAUUGGAAUUCUCCCGCGAUCGUAAAUCCAUGUCGUCCUAUUGUGUCCCUCUUAAACCAACCAAACUGGGUACCGGACCGAAACUGUUCGUUAAGGGCGCACCCGAAGGUGUCUUGGAUAGGUGCACGCAUGCCCGUGUUGGCUCUACCAAGGUUCCCCUCACUUCUACUCUGAAGAACCGUAUCUUGGACUUGACUCGUCAAUACGGCACUGGCCGAGACACACUGCGAUGCCUUGCUCUUGCCACUGCCGAUCAUCCAAUGAAACCCGACGACAUGGAUCUCGGUGACUCCACAAAAUUCUACACAUACGAGAAAGAUCUUACUUUCAUUGGCGUUGUUGGUAUGCUUGACCCGCCUCGCAAAGAAGUAUUCGAUUCCAUUGCAAGGUGUCGUGCUGCUGGUAUUCGUGUCAUUGUCAUCACUGGGGACAACAAGGCUACUGCUGAGUCUAUCUGUCGACGAAUUGGUGUCUUCGGUAAAGAUGAGGAUACAACUGGAAAAUCAUACUCCGGACGUGAAUUCGACGAUCUUCCUACGUCGGAACAGAAGGCAGCUUGUGCUAGGGCUCGUUUGUUCUCUCGUGUAGAACCGGCUCAUAAAUCUAAAAUCGUUGAGUACUUACAGAGCAUGAACGAAAUCUCAGCUAUGACGGGUGAUGGUGUAAAUGAUGCCCCAGCUUUGAAGAAGGCUGAAAUUGGUAUUGCUAUGGGAUCGGGAACCGCAGUGGCGAAAUCCGCAUCUGAGAUGGUGUUGGCGGACGACAACUUCUCUUCCAUUGUUGCAGCCGUUGAGGAAGGCCGUGCUAUCUACAACAACAUGAAGCAAUUCAUCCGUUACCUUAUCUCUUCCAACAUUGGUGAAGUCGUGAGUAUAUUCUUGACUGCCGCCCUUGGUCUUCCCGAAGCCUUGAUCCCUGUGCAGCUUCUGUGGGUCAACUUGGUCACUGACGGUCUUCCAGCUACCGCUCUUGGUUUCAAUCCACCUGACUUGGACAUCAUGAGCAAGCCUCCCCGUAAAGCCGAUGAAUCCCUUAUUUCUGGCUGGUUGUUCUUCCGCUAUCUGGCUAUUGGCGGAUACGUAGGUGCUGCAACUGUUGGAUCAGCUGCAUGGUGGUUCUUGUACAGUCCAAAUGGCCCACAAAUGAACUACUAUCAAUUGACUCAUCACCUGGCGUGUUUGGGUGGUGGCGAAGAAUUCAAGGGCGUCAACUGCAAGAUCUUCACGGAUCCUCAUCCCAUGACGAUGGCCCUGUCUGUACUCGUAACCAUCGAAAUGUUGAAUGCUAUGAACAGUUUAUCUGAGAAUCAAUCUCUCAUCACUAUGCCGCCCUGGUCUAACAUGUGGCUCAUUGCCUCUAUGGCUCUUUCUUUCACACUCCACUUUGUCAUCCUUUACAUCGAUGUCCUUUCGACUGUAUUCCAAGUUACUCCCUUAACGGGCGAGGAAUGGAUUACCGUUAUGAAGUUCUCCAUUCCAGUGGUACUUCUCGACGAAACCCUGAAAUUCAUUGCCAGAAAGAUUACAGAUGUGGCACCGCCAGUGACGCCGCCGAAUUAAAGAUCGGGACGCGUAGGACGAAUCGACACCUGUUCGGGCACGAGAAAUCGUCAAUGGGCACUUAACACCCACCCGCAACAACCCUCAAGCUGCUCGAUGGGAUCAAACGACAGAAAAAAAAAACAAAUAAUAAACAAAAAAGUCACAGAACACUUUUAUCGACAUAUUCGAUAAACACACGUAUACUCAUUACAUCUAUCCGAGGAACACGCAUACAAACGAACGGGAAUCAAAUUGGAAAAGUUUUUGAGACACACACACACACACACACACACAACACACACAUACGUCGUAUUCUCUUUUCUUUUUUUUCUCUCUUUUUUUUUUUUUUCUUCAUCGUAGAUCAAUUGAUGCCUCGGAAGGGUAGUUCAGGGGGAUGUUAUUAUAGUUAGAAGAAGAUCAAAGGACAGCAUUCAUUUGGUGCAAAGAUAACGUUUCGGAGUAACGUGACCGAUUCGGAUUUUGUGUCCGCGUGAACCUAGAGGAGAGCCGCCGUCUCAGGCAGCCAGGAACGCGUCUAAUCGGAGCGGCUUGCUGUUUCGCCCGCCAAAUAGUCCCGUCGGCAGUCCCAUUAAUGGCUGUAUCUGUGUUAUGUUGCAGUAAACGAAACGGUCGUCGACAAGUGGAACUAGGCUUGUCUCACUGUGCCGCCGGCAACGAUUCUUCUGCCAAGCACAAAAUACUGUAAAAACAACUAAAAAAAAAAAAAAAAAAAAGACAGAGACGAAACAAGCGGGACUCAAUAUCGAGCGAGGCUGCGCCUGCGCUUGCGCGACAACCAACCAAUAUACCGCAAAAAUAGCAACACUCUCGAUAUACACUAUAAACAUUUUAGUCGACGUCGCUGCAAAGGGGCGAACAUAGGUCCCCCUUCCUGCUGGCCACGCACUGCACCGCCCCACUGCUGCUUUCGUUUGAAAUAAUCGACCACCGCAACAAAACAGAACCUCUAUUUAUUAUUGUGUAGUCUAUCGUGUUGUCGGUACGAGAGAGAGCGAAUUAAAGUCGGGAUUGGAAAACCAAAAAAAAAAAGACGAAAAAAAAACACCAAUGAAACAGAACUCCCACGGCUUUGAGAAUUUUUCCAUCUUUAGCGUUCCACGGAGCCUCGCUGCCCUAAACGCGACGAUCGUUCUUUUUUUUUUUUUUUUUAUUUCAUUCGUAUCACGUAGUUUCUACCCUCAAGACCAUUUAACCCGUGAUAGACGGAACUCUCUUCCAACUAGAUGAUCACGCUCUGUUUUCAUCCUCUUUCAUUUUUUUUUUUUUUCACUAAUCAGAGAGGACUGACGCUACGUCGAAACCAGUCUACAAUCCUCUUGUCUCUGCUCGUCAAGCAGGGACCAUAAUGCUCAAUGAAAGAACCAUCGUUUCCACUAGGCAUCGAGCAAUCUGUUCGUUUCUUUAGUCGUGUCUUCUCGAAUUUCAAUUCUUUCCUCCCCAAUACGCUUUUUCAACCUCUCUCUCUCUCUCUCUCUUUCUCUCCGUUUCUUAAUCCUCGAGGAGCUAACUUAUCUUCUUGUCUAACGACAUUAAUUGUCUCUAUCGAUAACCCAAUCGAGUCUUCCCGCGAACCGAACCGAGAGGACAUCGACUUUCCCUGGAAGUCCAGCAGAUCCAUUUGACCAGGACCCUCUUGUGAACGAGCAUCGAACAAAAAUGUCAGAACUCCCGAAUGCUGUCGAUGUCACUGUCCGUGUUCCCUCGUCAUCGAAGACCCAAUCGAUGCAGUCGGUUGAUCGGGGCUAACCAACCUAAUCCAUCAGCGUUCCUCUUCUCAACCAGCAAGAUGGACACGGAAUAAUACGAAACGAAAGAGCGUAGCGGUGCUUAUGAGAGCAGCAGACGGCGGGAACGUGUUCGAUAUACAGUUCCAGCGUGAAUGGAAGAUACUUUAACCACGUCGACGACGCGGGGCCAAGAGCAAACUGCCGGGGCUGAAGCGGAAAGCAACGAACGAGGAAACCGUUACUCCCUUUCGCCAUUUGGAUCGAGUGGUAUACACUUUAGGAACGAAAUAAAAGAAACUGUAUUCCGAACGGUGACGUAACUUUCACGAAGGCUUCUGCGGGAGUAAUAAAAGUGUGACGCUUGUCAUCGUACGGCGGGGAGGAUCGAAAUAAUGGCGGACGCAGAAGCCUUCCCGCGACCACGGCGCCCGAAACUUACGCCACUCGAGAAAUCGAUGAUGCUCCGCGAUUUAAGAUUUAACCAUUGUACAUAAUACGUAACACGCGCGAUGUUUAAAGAAUAAAAAAUGAUUGUAUGUAUAUAUACAUAUAUAUUUAGAGACAUUAAAUGUAUAUAUGUAUGUAUACGUAUACGUAAUAUUUUUCGCGAAAAAAGCGCACAGAGACGAAGACCCGUGGAUCCUUUGAGAGCCCCGGGGGUGAGGGCCUCGAGCGAGAAGGAUUUGAAUCGACUGAAAUCUAGGUUUUCCGAUGACUGUUUUGCUUCGCCCUUUUACUUUUUGAUCACCGACUAAGCCUUCCUAGCAGCGCAUAGGUGGAUUUAGCCGCCUGAAGACGUUCUGAUUGUUACAUAGGGAAGAAAUAACUGGAACGACGUUCACGAUUCCUUUCAAGCUACCCUCCUUCUGUUGUCGCCGUGACUGACGACGAGAUCCAUGUAUGCCGUUUUAAGACAGAUCUGGGCACGUGUCGUUUGAAGUACAAAAUAAAAGGAAGUAAUAUUCCCGGUUAACGUGUCACGUGUGUAUACUAAAGCGAUUUUAGAAAGGUCAUUUAUAAUAUCUUAACGUUGAGACAAUUGUUUCUUUUGGGCCUCGUAUUGUGUUCGUAUAAAUACGUUUAUACUCUCUCUGUGAAAUUGUACCACCACAAAGUAAAGAAAUUUGUUAUUCUGUAACCACGUUGCAAUUUAUAGAAUUUAUUUGGAAGCUUAUAUGACGCCGAGAUAUACUAAAAUUUAUAUCUCACUGUCGGUUUGUAUUGGUUUGAAUACAUUACGGGGGUUUAAAGUACAUAAACUGCUCUGACAACGAUAGCAGAUAAUGCUCAAUGUUGAACGUGAGGUGUACAAUUUUGAAGAAAAUUGUCGAAAAGUAUUAAAAAUUGAACGCGAAAGUAGUAGAAAAAUCAACGUUCGUGGAAAUAAUUCAGAUCAUUUAGUAUUGUGAAAGUUGUUUCUGAUGAAUAGGAUCAUUUAACAUUUCGUUAAUCAUGCCGAAAAAUGCCCAGAUCUGGUACCAGCCAUGACCUGCACUCGAAAACAGCGUUGACCAGGUCGAGUCUCGUGUCACGUUUUUUUUCUUUUCUUUAUUUUUUUUUUUUGGUACCGAUCGACUGCCGUUUUUCCUUUACUUUUUCUUUUGGUUGCUUGAUAAUGACCCUUUAACUCUCUUUACGAAUAACAGUACCAAACGGGAAAAUAUGAUCCGAGAAAUCUGGCUGAAUCUCCGUAAUCGAGGAGUUCGUAACGAAAUGAAUCCUUCUCAAGAAAUUCAAGAAUCGAGUUCACUACGGUUCCCAACGAUCUAUGGGAAUCUCUACACCGUGGAUUUAUCGUAAACUUCGAAGCCACAGCUGAUGUCGCAUCUUAUAUCGUAAAUGUUUCAGUGCUUCUGCAAAAGUAAUCCUAAUCAUACCGGAUGGGUCGCACGUGGACCGCGUUGAUUUUGAUAAGAGCAGCGAAGAAGAGUAUCGAAUUCAUAUUGUUGAUUAAUUAUGAAUGUAAGAUAAAGAAUAUAUAUAAUCUGUUUUAUUUUUCAUA